Messenger RNA from Diaporthe amygdali, 933 nucleotides. RefSeq names its product carbon-nitrogen hydrolase. Bases 1 to 933 code for a protein of 310 amino acids. Gene Ontology annotation, cellular component: mitochondrion. Gene Ontology annotation, biological process: oxaloacetate metabolic process; L-glutamine metabolic process. Gene Ontology annotation, molecular function: omega-amidase activity. Lineage: Eukaryota; Fungi; Ascomycota; Sordariomycetes; Diaporthales; Diaporthaceae. The record is from RefSeq and is a predicted model, not a curated record. The transcript has a single exon.
AUGGCGACCGCGAGCCCCUCCCUGGUGCUGAAGAAGCCGGUCAAGCUGGCGUGCAUUCAGCUCGCCAGCGGCGCCGACAAGAAUGCGAACCUCGCACACGCUCGCGAGAAGGUCCAAGAGGCCGCCAAGACGGGCGCGAAGAUCAUCGUCCUUCCGGAAUGCUUCAACUCGCCCUACGGCUGCGACUACUUCCCCUCGUACGCCGAGGAGCUGCUCCCGUCGCCGCCGACCAAGGAGCAGAGCCCCAGCUACCACGCACUGUCUGACAUGGCCAAGGAGACCGGCACGUAUCUGGUCGGAGGCUCGAUACCGGAGUCGGAGCAACAUGGCAAAGAGGAGAAAAAGCGCUACUACAACACGUCGCUGGUGUUCGGGCCGAGCGGGGACCUUCUGGCCACGCACCGAAAGGUGCACCUGUUUGACAUCGACAUCCCCGGCAAGAUCAAGUUCAAAGAGUCUGACGUCCUCUCCCCGGGCAAUAAGGUGACCAUCGUCGAUCUUCCUGAGUACGGAAAGAUUGCUGUGGCAAUCUGCUACGACAUCCGGUUCCCCGAGCUUGGGACAAUAGCCGCCCGCAAAGGCUGCUUUGCGCUGAUAUACCCUGGUGCUUUCAACACUACCACCGGCCCGUUGCACUGGAGUUUGCAGGGACAGGCUAGGGCUAUGGACAAUCAAGUAUACGUCGCGCUGUGCUCACCCGCCCGAGACAUGAGCGCGACGUAUCAUGCGUGGGGCCAUAGUCUUGUAGUAGACCCGAUGGCGCAAGUGCUGGUCGAGGCUGAAGAGAAAGAGACAAUAGUGACCGCAGAGCUGACUGGGGAGAAGAUCGAGGAGACGAGAAAAGGAAUCCCGUUGAGGGACCAAAGGCGGUUCGAUGUGUAUCCCGACAUAAGUCAGGGCAAGAUACAAUUUACCGACCCGGGACAGAAGUAA